UAAUACUUUUUUGUUAGACUUUGAGGUUUUAUAUACAAAUAAUCGUUUAUUUAUAUUCGGCGAGAUAAUAUUUAUCGUUUCCUAGUAUUUUUACCUUGAAACAAACGCGAUGGAUCUGUGCGAAAAUCUCGAUGAAAGUAUUUACAAGCGAUUACAUGGAAAUGCCUUCGUAUACGUAUAAUGUAACGCGACGAAUGCACUUUCACCCAGUUCGCCUGACGGUAGAGCCGUCUCUGCGGGAGACCGCGCGUACGUAUACGUACGACGAAAGGCGGACGAAGUAGAAGGAGCGGCGAGGCAAGUGAAGCGAGGGAAAUGAGAAUGGAGAACACGGUGAGCGGCGACCGGUGGUGGUGCGGCAACCGAACGAACGAUCGGAGAGGGGCAACGGCUCACCUACCUGCCGGUCGCGAGCUCAGUCUGUGUCCGCCAGGUUGAAAAUCCGUCCGUUCGCUUCUCUCGCCCUCUAACCGGCGCGUAACCGUGUAAUACGCGCGAACCGGUCGCGUUCUUCUCGAGAGGGGACGAACGCCGAAAUAUAUAAUUUCCCUUCGGGGGAUGUUUCUCUUCUCGGUCCGCCGAUGGUACCGAUGGUCGCGCGGGAAUUCCUCGGUUUUGUAAAUCUCCCUCGAGAUCGUUCACUAUUUUAGAGAGAUUCUCUCUCGGGAAGGCGGGAAAAUUUUCGCGCGAAUCGAGAGUAAUUUGAAAAUUUGUGUGUGUAAAAAAAAGAGUGAAGGAGGCGCACGCGUAAGUGCGCUGGCGCCUUUUUCGCGGCGCGCGUCUCUCUCUCCAUCAUUUGUGUAUGUGUGUUUACGUAUAGUGUGAUUCGUGUUGACUGUGCAGGGUGCAACGACACGAGAAGACGGGAGAAUAAGGAAAGAAAGAGAGAGAGAGAAAAAAAGACAGAGAAAUAGUAAGGGACAGCGAUUUCAAGUUUUCUUCUCGCCGUCCACCGCUCCGAUUGUGCCUCCUUCGUCGUAGACAUGCCCCUGCUUGACGGUCAACAAUUGCGGCAUUAGGUGACAUACAGGCGCACACGUGCACCAGUCAUGGCGAAAACAAUGACCCACUGGCUCUGGUGUCUGCUGUGCGUGAUUUUACAUCUUCAGAACGUCCACGCCAAAGUUGGUUUAUGCGAGGUGGAAUCAGGACAAUCAAAUAUUAUUCUUGACAUCGAGGAGAGCAGAGGAAAUGCAAUCGAUCAGAGGACCGUGCCGGAAGAGCUUCCGGUGUCCGGCGAUCCUUAUAACGAGACCGUGUUGGAGCUUAUCUUCCCAGGAAGACCGCCUCUUUUUAAACUGAGUGGCAAAAAACUGCAGCUUCUCGAACCGCUGGACAGAGACGACGAAAAUCUCUCACACGUAGUUUUUCAGCUAAGCUGCACGGUGAAGUCGACGAACAAGAAACGAACGAUUCCGGUGAUCGUGAGAGUAUCCGAUAUCAACGAUAAUGCGCCAAAAUUCAUUAACACUCCUUACGAGACUACUGUGCCGGAGCUCACUCCGGUCGGUUCGACGAUCUUCAAGAAUGUCGACGCGUUCGACGCCGACGCCGGCGUCAACGGCAUCGUCGAAUAUUCCAUCGCGCCAGGUGAUGGUAGCAGGAUCGGCAGCAACGAAGGCGUCGGACGCAACAGGAUCACCACCGCCGACGGAUAUGGCUAUUUUAGCAUCAACCUGCCGCACCAGGGACAGGUCACGGUCAAUCGAACGCUCGACUACGAAAGAACCCAGCGUUAUCUUGUUACCAUCCUGGCUUCGGAUCGAGCGAGGAACGUUUCCGAGAGAUUUACGUCUACGACCACAUUGACGGUCAACAUACGGGACGAUGACGAUCAGGACCCUUCCUUUAUUUAUCAAGGCUGCAUGCUCUCAGAUGGUGCCUGUAUUAAUCCGGAAUAUUCCGCGUCGGUAUCGAGCGGAGUAUUAUCAGGCAUACUCAAUAUCUCGCCUGAGAAAAUCCAGGCGGUUGACAUGGACAGCAUAAACGCGCCCAUUCACUAUUCCUUCCUCAGCGGAAAUCCUCCGAAUUAUCGGGAUUUUUUCGAGAUCAACCCUAAUACCGGAGCGGUAAAACAAAUAAGGGCGGUCGAUACGACGGUAACGAAGAAGUUUGAUAUUAUUAUUAAGGCGGUCGAGGUGUCGGAAGCGAAACGAUCGGCUACCGCGAAAUUAACAAUCACUGUGAAGCCGGUUGACAGCAAUCCACCCGUUAUAACGGCGUCAAGUAUCGAAGGUUUCGUCGAUGAAAACGCUCCUAUCGCGACAAAGGUCAUCGAUGAAAGCGGUAAUCCCAUUGUGCUUACCGUGUCGGAUGCUGAUCUGGGACCGGACGAUCCGAAGCCUACGUACACCUUCGAGCUGACUACAAACUUCUUUGCGAUCGAUCCGUCCGGAAUUCUCGUAGUCAACGAAGAGAAUCUGGACCGGGAUCCUCCGAGUCCCGGCCGCUUCCGCUUUCAAGUGGUUGCCCGGGAGAAAACGGGUGUGGCCGCGUCGUCGCCUUUAUCGUUUGUUGUGACAUUAAAUGAUGUUAACGAUAAUGCACCUCUGCUCCCUAUGAUGCCACCCAUCACCGUUCAAGCUGGAGAAACGAAGAAACAAGUGGCAAAGGUGGAAGCCACGGAUAACGACGAAGGAGAGAACGCCGAGAUAACGUACAGCAUCUACCAUGUUUCGAACAAUGGUUUGCACAAAUUCAAGAUAGAUCCGAAGAGCGGAGUUAUCGAAUCCGUGAGGAAAUUGAACGCUGGCGAGCAAUACAGCAUCACCGUGCAGGCCACUGACAAGGGUGGCAGGUAUUCGCAGACGAUUGUCGAGGUGAACGUCAUUCCUGGACCCAACACCAGAAGCCCAGUGUUCCAGCAGCCAGUGUAUGAAGUGCAAGUCAGCGAGGGGGCCUCCAUCAAUUCUACGGUUGCGACUAUCACUGCCAUCGACCCAGAAAAUGAUCCGGUGUCGUACUCGAUAGUAUCGGGGAAUGACUUGCGUCAGUUUGCGAUCGGCGACAAAUCAGGCGUUAUUACCGUUAUAAGGAAGUUGGAUAGGGAGGACCUGACUCGAUAUCAGUUGUUGAUCAAAGCCGAGGAUACAGGCGGCCUAUUCAGCACCGCGACUGUCAAUAUUAUGGUUACCGAUAUCAAUGACAAGAAUCCCGAAUUCGUGGGUCUCCCUUAUGAAUUUUCCGUCAAAGAGGGCGAGGCACGUAAAUUGAUAGGCCGCAUACAUGCCGAGGAUGCUGAUGAAGGCAUCAACGCCGAGAUCACUUAUUUUGCACCCGAUGAUCCUUUUACGGUGGAUCCAGAAACCGGUGAUGUCCUGACGAAGAUAGUGUUAGAUUAUGAGCAGAACGACGAAUAUAAAUUCGUGGUGACUGCGAGGGAUGGAGCCCCCGAUUAUCGCUUGGCAACCGCGACUGUCACAGUGAAAGUCGUAGAUGUCGAGGACGAGGUUCCGGUGUUUCACCAAAGCAGUUACGAGGCACGUGUCAAGGAAAACGUGCCCGAUUAUAAUGUGAUUCAAGUCACGGCCGAUGAUCCGGACACAAAGAAGCAAAUUACAUACAUGAUCAAGCAAGGGGAUACCGAACUCUUCAGCAUAGAUCCGAAGACCGGAGUCAUAAAAACUAUCCGCGGUCUCGAUUACGAGAGUCAGAGUCAACACGUUCUCAUAGUAGGCACCGAGGAGAACACCAGCGAUUUGCCUGGCUCCACUACUCGAGUUGUCGUUAAUGUUCAGGACGUGAACGACAUUCCGCCAGUAUUUACGUCGGUACCGCGUCCCAUUACACUGGACGACGAUGUCCCUAUAGGAACGACCGUGAUCAAUCUCACGGCCGCGGAUUCCGACGGCACCGCCCCAGGGAACCAGAUUCGAUACGAGAUCAUCGGGCGCGGCAUCGCCAGCAAGUACUUCGUGAUCGAUCCCGACACCGGCGUACUCCGAAUACGCGACGACUUGCGCAAAGAAACUGACUCGGAGUACCAGGUCGACGUGCGCGCGUACGACAUGGGGGACCCGCAACUGUCAUCCGUGACGACUGUGCCGGUCUACGUGCGUCACGUUGCGACGGUGCCACCUGAGAUCGGUCUGGGUUUCGCCGAGAACUCGUACAACGUCGAGGUGCCCGAGGACGCCGGUGACAAUACGCUAAUAAAGAUAAUCACCAUCAUCAACAGUCACGCGCACGACACCACGCCGCUUAGGUGCGAGAUUUACAGCGGCAAUGAGGCCGGCCUCUUCGAAGCGAACGUCACGGAGGAGCGGAAUUGCGCGCUGAGGCUGAAAAAAGGCGCUCUGGAUUAUGAGACGACGGAGUCCUACCAGAUUAAGAUCAAGUUGGAAUCCCUCUCGGGCUUAUUAAACUCGGGCAGAAACACGACGAUGGUGAAGAUUCAAGUGCUGGAUGUAAACGACAACAAACCGGAAUUUAUUUUUCCGGAAGCGAGUCAGGAGCUUACGAGGGGACGUUAUUUCGCGGCGAUUCCGCGCACCGCACAAUUCUCGUCCACAGUUAUUCAAGUUAAGGCUCAUGACAAAGAUAACGGCAAGUUCGGCAAGCUGGAGUAUAAGAUCCUGGAAGGACGGGGAUCCGAUUAUUUCGCCAUCGACAGCUCCACCGGGAUAAUCAGGACGACGGUCACGUUCGACCACGUUGAUUCGUCUGAGCUCCCUUUCAAAUUCGACGUUCGCGUGCGGGAUAAUCCCAACUCGACUGAAAAUUACAAUUCGAUUAUCGCGCCGGUCAUCGUUAAUUUGAUUGGAGAGGAGAAUCUCAUGAUCCUGGUGGUGCAGGACGCGGCGCCGGAUGCGCUGCAGAAGGAGGCCGGCAAAAUAGCGAAUAUAAUCGAGCGAAAGAGCGGCCUGUUGAUCGGCAUCGAUAGGGUGGUGACGAGAAAAAUUCUGACGAAAAAUGGCACCGUAGAGACCUUCCCGCAGGAUUCUGACGUGUGGUUCUACGCGAUCGAUCCGGACACCGAGGCAAUACUCAGUAGAAACAGCAGCGGAGUGUUGAGGUCAAUUAUGGAUAAGUCGGCCAUGUCGAACAUCACAUUCGACGUGUCUACGGCAGUACGAGCGAACGCCAUCGACAUUCACGCUCCUGUGAUGCCACCUGAACCGGUGCGAACACAAACUGCGGUCGCAUUUAGCGGCGAAGUGUUCCCAUACGCGCUGAUCAUCAUUGCCUGCGUUAUCCUAAUCCUCGGUAUCGCCGGUAUUAUCUACAUUUGCGUCUCUUGGUCCAAGUACAAAGCGUACAAAGAGCGUAUGCAACGCAUGUACGUAAUGCCGCGUUACGAUCCCGUCUACGUGGAACCAAAUCUGAAGGAGUACGAGACGCAAGUACUUCAGAUGAGCGUGCCGGUCGAUGACAACGAUAGUUGCAACGAUUUGCAGUUGGACUUUAGCAACAAGAAUCACGCGUUCAGCCUGGACAAUGUCAGUUACAUCACCAAAGAUCACGGAGACAGCACUGGCCAACAAAGUCCCGUUAGCUCCGAAGCGGCGACCACGGCUCGCGCGUCUAGCAUCGCCGGCAAUCACGGCGACACCAAUAUCCAUUCUCUACGGCGAUCCACGCUGGGUCGAAAGAAUCACGGCGCAAGCAACACGAACACCCUGAACAAUCGCGACGCGACACCGGUACUUAAUCCCUUGUACAAUCACAGUGGAGAUCUGCUCAAUCCUAGUCCGUCCAACGACAACGUCACCUUCAGGGAGAGGAAGGAUUACUCGCAUCUCGGAUUCACGUAUCUGGGCGAGCAGAGUCCUGUAGAGACCACGACGGAAUUGUAAGUUACACGAUUCGAUGACACGCGAAUAUCAGUCACGUAUUGGCUCCGGAAGCUGUCACCGAAUUACACGUUCUCGUCGAAGAAGACACAAAAAUCAAUUAAUAUAACGUCAGUGUAAUUUUGAUAUCAUAUAUAUACAAGUAAGACUGUGAUGGACAUAAUAUUUUUUUUACAUCAAAGUUUUAUCGACACUGUAAAGUAUUAAAAUGCCUGAAAUCAUCAUGUCAUCUUGCAUUUAAUGCAUAUAAAAUGCAUAAUUAUCUGCCUCUUAUAUACAUAUAUAAUAAUAAAUGAUAAAAACGUACUUAAUUUCAACGAAAUACGUAUAUAUGACGUAUGGCGAUAAGACGAACUUCAGAAUAAUUAAUAUUAUAUAUUUUUUCUGACAUGUACAAUCCCCAAAGCGCCAUAUAUGAAGAGCACGUGAAAGCUCAUGGAAAAUAGUUGAAUGACUUCCUACGUAUAUAUUCUGCCCUUCAUAUGUCAUCUUCUGAAUGUGCAUCGAUAUUCUUCGUGCCGAUUCACGCGAACGCGCAAAUGUAUCCGCAGAAUUCCCGCUGGAAUACAUUCUGAACGAGUUACUCCGCAUGUGAUAUCCAUAAAAGAGCAGCGUGAUGUAGCGUUCAGAUACAACGGUAACGUGAAACGAGGACGUAAAAAUAUCGCACGUGCGAAAGAGACGUGCGAAAGACAGUGCGGGAUAUCUUUCUGAAUUGACAUUUUCCUUGAUUUAUUUCUCGAGCGUUGAAUUUUCUAAAAGCUGGAGCAAUAUCAAGUUCCGUAGACUAAUAAAUUGGAAGAUUAUAAAUAAUCGCCGUCGCGAUUGCAUUGUAAAUUAUUAUUAUUAUUAUUGUGACUGUAAGCACAAUGCGAGAAAGUUGCCGUUGCAUUAAUCGAGUCUUGACUAAUAACUUUGAAGAUGUUUCGUAUUCUGCGGAAAUUCAUGCGGACCAUUAUGCGCACACGUACAUUUUAAUUAUAGACAGAGAAGAAGAGAGAGGAGAAAGACAGAGAAUAGCAAAGUACCACUACGGAUCCAACCGUCCAAUACGUAGCCUUAAGAUUCGAAGACGAGGUUGUAAGUUUAUAUGAGUGUAUUUGUGAAUGCAUUUAUGUAUGUGCGACUGCGCGAGUCUCAUCGGCUCGUGAUCUUGUAAAUGGGUCGAUCCCGAUCACUUUUGUACUAUAAUAAUAUACCUGUUUAUUUAUACGAUUAUGUUUGCUCAUGUCAUAUUCUAUUUGUAUCGUAAUCGCAAUUAACCGACGAUAUUAUAUCGUUGUAUGUACGUAUGUGUAAAAAAAUCGCAAGAACGUGUUUUAUCAAAUUUGAACAACGAUUUAGCUGUCGCUUCCGUUCCGACUACUACUCACUCUCGUUCACACGAUCGGCGGUUUCUAAUUAGCGACUGUUGUACAAGCGAGGUAAAAAAAGAAGCGCGUCACAUGCCAAUGACGUGAUAAAGUGCGUCUUUAAUCAAACACAACUGCCCAUUUCCUCGUAGUUUCGACGACGCUAUUUGACUUUGUUCGAUAUUAGAUUUGACAGAUCCGCGAGAAAGUGUCGGGUGAAACGGCGUCGAGUGGAAUUAAGUACGAUACGACUUGAUUGAAUGCAUAUCUCUAGUCGUAUAGCGGGCGUAUCCACUGCCGUGCAAUUUAUAUAAGUUGUUUUACAUUAAAAUAAAAAAAAACACAAACAAACAAAAAAACUUGUAUAUGUACGCGUGUUACAAGUCGAUUAUAGCGUUGAUUUCUUUUAGCUGUACAAUAUUUAAGCGCGAAUUCUGUAAAAAUUGUUAAUAUCUAAUAAUAAAAAUUUAUUAUAUUUACAUAACA
This is a messenger RNA of Nylanderia fulva, 7630 nucleotides long. RefSeq names its product cadherin 99C (gene Cad99C). Lineage: Eukaryota; Metazoa; Arthropoda; Insecta; Hymenoptera; Formicidae. Gene Ontology annotation, biological process: homophilic cell-cell adhesion. Gene Ontology annotation, molecular function: calcium ion binding. Gene Ontology annotation, cellular component: plasma membrane. The record is from RefSeq and is a predicted model, not a curated record.